GUCCAUAUUUACUGCCACCUCCUAUAACUUUAAACGACACGACAAAGUUUUACAUAUCCCAUCAAUCCUACGGCUCUUUGUCCUUGAACAUCUAUCAAAUCUUCAACACCGACUAUCGUCAUCGUCGACUUUGGUCGUUUUAUACCCCGCUCCCGCGACAACAAUUUGAUAACCAGAGACCCCAACAUGGCCGGAGACGAAGAACACGAUGGCGCUUCCGUCCAGGAAAUCUUGAUCGAAGCAUGUCGCCGCAACAACGUCGAGCUUCUCGACGAAUGCCUAGAGGAAAAGACCGACGCCGAAAUCUCAAAGCUCCUCAACGAGACCAAGACCGUCAUGGGAAACCAUCUCUACCAUGAAGCCGCCUCUCGCGGAAACUACGAAAUCAUCGAUCAUCUCCUCGACCAGCCCGAAUUCGAGUGCGAUCCUGUAAACACCCGGGAAGGCGACACACCACUCCACACUGUCAUCAGAUGGAUAAACUCGGAGCCUCCCGCCCAGCGACCCUUCGGCAACGCCAUCGUCGAGAUGAUGCUUGAGGCUGGUUCCAACACCCGAGUCAAGAACAAGGCCCGCCUCACCCCAUACCAGCUUGUCGACCCCACCAACACAGAACUACGAGAGCUCAUCCAGAAGCACGAAUAUGCAAACCAAAAUGCAGGAGAUUUCAUCAAUGUCAACAACUCGACUAACCAGGGUGCUCUGCUCGAUGUUCCAGACGAGAGUGAUGAUGAUGCUGAGUUCAGUGGUAGUGACGACGAGGAGCGUGCUGAAUGGGAGAGGAGGCGGAAGGCGAAGCAGCGCAAAUAGACAAGCGAUGCAGUGCGCUUAGUUAUAAAUCUUUCAAAUAGAGGUUGUCUCAUGAGAAGAGACGGACCAACAUAUGGGCUGGCAUAAAGCAUUGAAUAUCAGAGCGAUAGAACCAAGGUAGCUUACGCAAAGGUGCAAGAAUAAGUGUUUCUUAUCUAAGGUUAUCGAAAAUAAGGGGGUAUAAACCUUCUAAUACAGGAGUGGUAUCACUUCCUCCUCUUCAUCUAUCAUGCAGUCGUGGGGCAUCUCGUUCGCAGCGUAAGUGCACAAAAGAGUGUAGUCGAGAACAGGAACCGGCCCGAACUCUGGACAAAGGAACUGUUUUC
Messenger RNA from Fusarium graminearum PH-1, 1136 nucleotides. RefSeq lists its product as uncharacterized. Gene Ontology annotation, molecular function: protein binding. Lineage: Eukaryota; Fungi; Ascomycota; Sordariomycetes; Hypocreales; Nectriaceae. The record is from RefSeq and is a predicted model, not a curated record. Bases 187 to 810 code for a protein of 207 amino acids. The transcript has 3 exons.